AAGAAACCGUAUUACUUGACAACAAGGUGGAUUCGACUUAAUUCAACAUUUUCUCACAAUUUUAUCAUCAUAAUUCUGUCAAAAAAUGAUGUCGCCAUCAAUAUUUCCACCGAUCAACUUCCUUUUUCAAAACUCUGCUCUGCUCUCUAGCUUUGCUGCACAAAAAGCUUUGUCAAAUGGUCAUCCAUCAGGUUCGUCACUUGCUGCAUUGGAAAAACUAUCAAAAGCGUUCCGGCGACCGGAUCUUCAUAUUGAAAAGCUUGCUUCGUCAUGCAUUGAUAAGCAAAAGGAUUUGAAAAUGACCAAUGUGGUCCCAUCACGAAAUCGAUAUGGUCGGCCAUACAUCUCUGGGCGACCACUUCUAACUUGUGAUAGGCAGAAAAUUGUGGAAUGUUAUAAGAAGGGAAUGAAGAAGAUUCAUAUUGCUAAACAAUUAGGGAUCACUCACAGCUGUGUGAGUAAGGUUUUAAGAAGGUACGCUGAAACUGGUGAAAUAGUUGCAAAAGCAUGCCGAACAGCUUCUUGUUCCUGUCCUGGAUCUGCAGAAGAACAUGAUGCACGGUAUUGCAAACAUCUUCAGGAUAACACUAUUCGAUUAUUUUUCUCGAUUGAAAACCUUCUUCGGAAUGAGUCAACAUCCUCACGUAUCAUCUAUUUCUCAAAGCCGCCAUCAUAUUCAACACUUGAAAUUUGAAUUAUCAACUUUCAAAUGCCCAAUGACGUUCACUUUGGAAAUAAGUCAGAGAUUUUAAGUUAAUAAUAUUGUCAUAUACUUGGAAAUGGAUUAUCAAAGUUUUAAUAUUACCACUAUUGUUUUAUCAUCGUAUGAUUUCUCGCAAAAUAUGUGAUUGAUUUCUUUGUCCGGUUAUCGUUUUUUUCCUGGUUGUCGGAGUUUUACAUAAAAUUAUUUAAAAA
Messenger RNA from Caenorhabditis elegans, 915 nucleotides. RefSeq names its product Paired domain-containing protein (gene npax-4). Bases 86 to 694 code for a protein of 202 amino acids. Gene Ontology annotation, biological process: DNA-templated transcription; regulation of DNA-templated transcription. The transcript is spliced from 5 exons. NCBI's taxonomy places the organism in Eukaryota, Metazoa, Nematoda, Chromadorea, Rhabditida, Rhabditidae. The record is from RefSeq and is marked reviewed. Gene Ontology annotation, molecular function: DNA binding. Gene Ontology annotation, cellular component: nucleus.